GCGAGCCACGCCGGCGCUCCGGGACCUGCUGCGUUGAGGCGGGCCGGGAGGCAUGGCUCGGCGUCGGGGGCGCUCCCCAAUGGGAUUCCUCGCGUGUCAGGAGCCGCUGCUUCUCCUGCUCUGCGCAAACUUCUUCCCCGCUUUUGGCCAUGUAGAAACCCGGGCGCAUGCCGAAGAACGUCUCCUGAAGAAACUUUUCUCUGGAUACAACAAAUGGUCCAGACCCGUCGCUAAUAUCUCUGAUGUUGUCAUCGUACGUUUUGGAUUGUCCAUUGCUCAGCUUAUAGAUGUUGAUGAAAAGAACCAAAUGAUGACCACAAAUGUUUGGGUGAAACAAGAGUGGCAUGAUUAUAAGUUACGUUGGGAUCCUGAAGAAUACGAGAACGUUACGUCGAUACGAAUCCCAUCCGAGCUUAUUUGGAGACCAGACAUAGUUCUUUACAACAACGCCGAUGGGGAUUUCGCAGUCACCCACCUGACCAAAGCCCACCUCUUCUAUGACGGUCGGAUUAAAUGGAUGCCUCCUGCCAUCUACAAAAGCUCCUGCAGCAUCGACGUCACCUUCUUUCCCUUUGACCAGCAGAACUGCACCAUGAAGUUCGGUUCGUGGACUUACGACAAGGCCAAGAUAGAUCUAGAAAGCAUGCACCGCCAUGUGGAUCAGCUGGAUUACUGGGAGAGCGGCGAAUGGGUGAUCAUCAACGCCGUGGGCAACUACAACAUCAAGAAGUACGAAUGCUGUUCGGAGAUCUAUCCAGACAUCACCUACUCCUUCAUCAUCCGGCGUCUCCCUCUGUUCUACACUAUCAACUUGAUUAUUCCUUGUCUCCUGAUCUCGUGUUUGACCGUCUUGGUCUUCUACUUGCCUUCUGAAUGUGGGGAGAAGAUCACCCUAUGCAUCUCUGUCCUGCUCUCCUUGACGGUCUUCCUUCUUCUCAUUACCGAGAUCAUUCCCUCCACGUCCUUGGUCAUCCCCUUGAUUGGAGAGUACCUCCUCUUUACCAUGAUCUUCGUCACUUUGUCCAUCAUCAUCACCGUCUUCGUGCUGAACGUCCACCAUCGUUCUCCUCGGACCCACACUAUGCCCGAUUGGGUGCGAAAGGUUUUCCUUGAUGUCGUCCCGCGCCUUCUCUUCAUGAAACGCCCUUCGACAGUCAAGGACAACUGCAAGAAGCUCAUCGAAUCCAUGCACAAAAUAGCCAACUCGCAACGGUUUUGGUCGGAGACGGAAGUGGAACCCAACUUCAUCACCUCGUCAUCCAACAGCCCGCAGAGCAACGAACAGUCCCCUACGUCGUCCUUUGGAACCCAACUGGAGGACCAAAAAAGUCCGCAGCCGGUGUGUAAGUCACCCUCUGGCCAGUAUUCGAUGCUGCACCCAGAACCCAUCCGAGGUAGUUGCACCUCACUCCAGCCUCCCAGUCACCCCCUUGGAGACCUCCAGUCUAGCUCAAUGUGUAAAGGCCGGUCCUUAAGCGUCCAGCAGAUGUACAGCAGCCCAGGAAAAGCAGAAGAAGGGACCAUACGUUACCGAUCCAAGAGCAUCCAGUAUUGCUACCUGCAAGAAGAAGCUUCCCAGACCAACGGCCAAUCCAGUGGGUCACCAGCAUCCCCACAGUGCCAUCUGAAUGUGGACCAGCCUAAAGCCAAAGCUACCCAUUGUAAAUGUAAAUGUAAAAAGAAGGAAUCUGCCAGCACUUCGGGACAAGGGAGCAAAACUCAUAAGGAGCAACAGUUUUUGCUCAUGUCACCUGCCUUGAAGUUAGCCGUGGAAGGCGUGCAUUAUAUCGCAGACCACUUGAGAGCAGAAGACGCUGAUUUCUCAGUGAAAGAAGACUGGAAAUAUGUGGCCAUGGUCAUUGACAGAAUAUUCCUCUGGAUGUUUAUCUUAGUCUGCUUGCUGGGAACGGUGGGACUUUUCCUCCCGCCUUGGCUGGCAGGGAUGAUCUAGGAACGGUCCACCCUGGAAACGGAAUCGAUUAAGUUCAGCAGAUCUAAGUCAACCCCGGAAAGCUCAAGCUUUCAUCUCGGGCUGGCUGCUAUCCCAUAAUUUACCAUCACAUCAGCGCAUGACUUUUUUCCUAGAAGCUCUGGGAUGGCCUUCCAAGGUUGCAUCAUUUGCCUAAAACCAUGGUCAUCAUCUAUAUCUCUUUGAGGGGGUUGGGGUGGGAGGGAAAGGGCCGGUUCCAAUUGCAUGAUGGCAUUAGUUGUCCUGUAGAAUCCUGAGAAUCCAGGCAGGUUCCCUUAUGGAACUACCAACCUAAAGGCACUCAAGAGUCCAAUAAGCCCAUGGAGAAAUAUCGCCCUCGGGCUUGAUUUGAAGUGUAGUCUCCAGAACUGUACGGGUUCUAAACGCAAAGUCUCGGGCAUGCAUCCUUGCGCUUUAAAAGUAAGGCAUGCUGCCAACUAAGGCGUGUUCUGUCUCCUUCCCCACUUCAGACCCACGAGCUGGCCUUCAGCCAGUGGAUUCACGGCUCUUAUCAGUCCUGGCAGAGAAAUCGCAGCUGCCUGCCAAAGUUCAAACAAAUGACUCACAUAGCAAGACUUUCAGCUGUUUUUGAAACGAAUCAGCUAAACUUUGCUUCCCGUGGAGUGAGAGCAGUUCCAAAGCUCCUUAUAUAUCCUGUGGGGUGGGGCUCCUGCCCCACCCUUCCUUUUGAUGACGCCGCCUGUCUAAUCUUCUGAAGCGCGGGUUAAUCCAAGCUUGAUUAUUAUUAUCAGCUGGGUCUGAAGGCGUAGCUUGGGGAAGGGAGGAAUCAGGGGAUGACGGCCUCAUUAUGUCCUCCAACUGGUCUGGUUUUGGCUCCUUGAGCCGAGCCAAAGGAAUCGGUGCUCCCAAGGUAAGCCUUACCGGCCCUUCCCUCUCACUCUUGGAGUCACUUUCGGGCAUGGGGCCAGGUUCGGGGGCUGGAGUCACAACAAGGCAAUGCAUUUUGAUUCUUGUGACUUUUGGCGGUGGGAAAUGAAAAGUCAAGGAUGCCGGAGAAACGCGUCCCAACUUUUUAGUCAUAGAAGAAAGUAGAGAAAAGAAAUUUUGUAGGUCAGUUCCCUACUUGGAUUGUGUCCAGGGAAUAGCUUAUCUGUCCACUGAAGCGUUGAGCAGAGGAGUCAGAUGGCGAAGGUUUUGCGGAGCCUUAUACCUCUUGAGAUUAUAGGGAGGGGCGAAGUUUUUCAUAGACGCAAAUGCAUCAGGAAGAAAGAUAGGUUAGGAUGCUUCUAGAAGAUCUGCUCACUCUAAAAUUGCAGGCAGCUUUUAAAUCGCAGGAACUCUUCUAGCAGAAGGAAGCUUUAUUUGCAGUUGAGAGGGAAAGUCCAGCAAAUGUAUCUCUGAAACAUGACAUCCAGUUGAAGAGAGAGCUGCAGGCAGCAGCUCAUCAUUAUAUGAUGGCAUCAGAUGAAGUUCUGAAAAUUUGAAAAGCAUCUUUACGGCGAGACCCAAUUUGAUGUUGUAGCUAAAGGCGCUGGACUAGAAUCCAGAAAACGAUGAGUUUUAAUCCUGCCUUAGUUCCAAAGCCAACUGGAUGACUUUAGGCCCCUCAUUCUCUCUCAGCCCCUGGAAGAAAAACCCAACGUCAAAUGACUUCCCAAAAACAUUGCCACAAAAAUUGCAUAGAGCCAUCCAGGCCAUAGCCAGGAGUCAAGGCUAACUGGAAGGCACCAGACCACAACUUUAGCCUACCAAUAAGAAGAGAAUCCUUCUACGGAAUGGGCUAAAGGCAUUGGUCAAGUUGGUUCAAUAGCAAGCAGAGCUCAAAAGUGAUCCCAGAAAUACAUUUCCUUGGAUUAGCAAUGCAGUAGAAGUACCAACUUUGCAAGUUUUAGGAGUAGAAAGUUACAGUAGAUAUCAGGCUACCAGGGAACAUGAGUUGAAAAGUGUGAUUGCAUUUGGGUCCAAUUGGUGGGCUUUGAAUUACAGAGUUGGGAGUGACCUUGGACAGGGGUGAAAUGUAAAAUUUGUUACUACCGGUUCUGUGGACGUGGCUUGGUGGCAGGUGGUAAUGUGACUGGGUGGGCGUGGCCAACCUUUUUUUUUUUACUUUUAAAAGCAUUUUUUCUACAACCUCUUCGGCCGAAGAAGUUGUAAAAAAAUGCUUUUAAAAGCCUCUGAUGAUCCCAGCUGAGUUGCCUGAUCAUCAGAGGCUUUUCUUUUCUUUUAAAAACA
This is a messenger RNA of Ahaetulla prasina, 4162 nucleotides long. It is a transcript of the gene CHRNA4, whose product is annotated as cholinergic receptor nicotinic alpha 4 subunit. The record is from RefSeq and is a predicted model, not a curated record. The transcript has 6 exons. Gene Ontology annotation, biological process: regulation of membrane potential; signal transduction; nervous system process. The coding region runs from base 53 to 1951 and encodes 632 amino acids. Lineage: Eukaryota; Metazoa; Chordata; Lepidosauria; Squamata; Colubridae. Gene Ontology annotation, molecular function: transmembrane signaling receptor activity; acetylcholine-gated monoatomic cation-selective channel activity. Gene Ontology annotation, cellular component: synapse; postsynaptic membrane; neuron projection.